Trichomonas vaginalis G3 is the source of this 1066-nucleotide messenger RNA. RefSeq names its product phage tail repeat-like family. The record is from RefSeq and is a predicted model, not a curated record. The annotation marks the transcript as partial. Lineage: Eukaryota; Parabasalia; Trichomonadida; Trichomonadidae. The transcript has a single exon.
AUGAAGAAAGCGGAUAAGGAAUAUGUGGCUAGUGAGUUAAAUAAGAAGGCAAAUUUGGUUUAUGUUGAUGAAAAAGAUAAUGAAAUUAAAGAAAGGGUUGAAUGGUAUCAUGAAUGGACAUCGAAGAUUUUUAAAACUAAAGCUGAUACAGGAUGGGUUUCAGGAUGUUUAGACCUUAAAGCAGAUAAAACUUAUGUUAACGAUGAGUUAGAGAAGAAAGCGGAUAAGGAAUAUGUGGCUAGUGAGUUAAAUAAGAAGGCAAAUUUGGUUUAUGUUGAUGAAAAAGAUAAUGAAAUUAAAGAAAGGGUUGAAUGGUAUCAUGAAUGGACAUCGAAGAUUUUUAAAACUAAAGCUGAUACAGGAUGGGUUUCAGGAUGUUUAGACCUUAAAGCAGAUAAAACUUAUGUUAACGAUGAGUUAGAGAAGAAAGCGGAUAAGGAAUAUGUUAACGAAAUAUACCAAAGUUUGAUAGGAACAACAAAAAAUAUUGAAACUAUUGUUGGUGACUUUUCUGUCAAUGAAGAAAAUAAAUAUUUUAGAUGGCAAUUUGUACAGUCCUUAAAAAAUGGUACACGGUGUAAACUCAUUCCGAAAAAUAACAAUGAAAUGUAUGUAAGUUAUAAAAAGAAUAAUGGCACACAAGUUAAAGUUCCAUUAGACAACAACUGUUACUUAAACUUAUAUGGAGACGAGCAAAAGAAAUAUUUAAGAGUUUAUGAAAUGACAGAUAUGACAUUGUCUAACCUAGCUCCAGCACCAUAUUAUUAUGACUAUGGAGAUGAUGUCAGAACACCACAUGUAGAUGAACAAAAGUUAACAUUAUAUUUAGAUUAUUAUAGAUAUAAAAGAUAUAAUGCAAUAGAAAAAACGAGAAUAGUAUAUUAUUAUACAGAUGACAGAAAUAAAUAUUAUAGUCAAGAUUUUACCUACCCCGAAAACAUAAGAUUAUAUUAUAAAAAAUAUUCUGACACAAACCAAAAGAAACCUGAAAUAGUUGCACUAUAUUUUAAGUUCAAAAGAGACAAUCCUAUAAUAUCUCAUAUGUUUGAUUUAAUGAACCCAGUAG